This is a messenger RNA of Pterocles gutturalis (yellow-throated sandgrouse), 1859 nucleotides long. RefSeq names its product WD repeat domain 91 (gene WDR91). The transcript is spliced from 11 exons. Gene Ontology annotation, cellular component: extrinsic component of endosome membrane; late endosome membrane; early endosome membrane. Gene Ontology annotation, molecular function: protein binding; phosphatidylinositol 3-kinase regulator activity. Lineage: Eukaryota; Metazoa; Chordata; Aves; Pterocliformes; Pteroclidae. The record is from RefSeq and is a predicted model, not a curated record. Gene Ontology annotation, biological process: early endosome to late endosome transport. The annotation marks the transcript as partial.
CUGUUUGCUUUGCAGGCUGAAUCCUCCCGCAUGAAGAAAGAGGAACUGGAGGUGGAACAAGCAGUUGUACAUCACAAGCUGCCUGCAUAUGUGGCUAACAUGGAUCGACUAGGGGACUCUGAGCUUGAUAUGACCUGCAGCCAGAGGAGUACUGCACAUUCUCUUCAGUCCCGAGGAGGUUUUCUGUCCUCUUUUCUCUCCCAAAGUAAAAAGGGCCCUUCUAGACCAGCCCAUCCAAGUGGGGCUUCUCCAACACAGACUGGCAGUUUGCUGCUAGGGAAGAAAGAACCAACAAAUCACCAGAGUGCCAAAGGAAAAGAAGGAACAGUAAGCUGUAAGGAUGGGAAGAGCCACUUCAGUGGGUUAGUGGCAGGCGAGUCAAGUUCCCUGCAGCAGCGGCAGAAGCGCUUGCAAGAGCAUGGGAAGGAAAGGAAGGAACUGCUGUCAAAAGGGACCUUCCAGGGCCAAAGUGCUGAGAAGAAAACAGAUAUUGGUACAGCUGAGCCAGAGCCAUGCUCAGAGCUGCAUGCUGAGCAAGCAGAGACUUCAACCAAAAUGUCUACCAGUAGUGCAGAGGCUGUAGGAGUCCGGCAGGAGCAACCUUUCAUUGUCCUGAGCCAGGAGGAGUAUGGGGAGCACCAUUCAUCUAUCAUGUACUGCAGGGUUGAUUGUUCUGGACGGAGGGUGGCCAGCUUGGAUGUGGACGGGGUCAUCAAAGUCUGGUCUUUUAACCCCAUCAUGCAAACUAAAGCUUCAUCCAUUUCCAAAUCUCCGUUGCUGUCUCUGGAAUGGGCGACCAAGCGUGAUCGGCUGCUAUUGCUUGGCAGUGGGGUUGGGACAGUUCGUCUUUAUGACACAGAAGCAAAGAAGAAUCUCUGUGAAAUCAGCAUUGAUGAAGACAUGCCCAGGAUCCUCUCGCUUGCCUGCAGCCCAAGUGGUGCCUCCUUUGUCUGUUCUGCAGCAGCCCAGAGCCCCAUCUCCCACAUGGAAUUCUCAGCAGUCAGCUCCGGGGGCAAAAGCAUGAACCAAGUUCCAGGGAAGCUGCUACUGUGGGACACUAAAACGAUGAAGCAGCAGCUGCAGUUCUCCCUGGAGCCUGAGCCCAUUGCUAUUAACUGCACAGCCUUCAACCACAAUGGCAACCUGCUGGUCACUGGGGCUGCAGAUGGGAUUGUUCGUCUCUUUGAUAUGCAGCAGCACGAAUGCGCCAUGAGCUGGAAGGCACACGAUGGGGAAGUCUACUCCGUUGAGUUCAGCUAUGAUGAGAACACAGUCUACAGCAUAGGCGAGGAUGGCAAGUUUAUUCAGUGGAAUAUUCAUAAAAGUGGCUUGAAGGUGUCUGAGUACGAUCUUCCCAGUGAAGCUACAGGUCCUUUUGUUCUGUCUGGGUACAGUGGCUACAAGCAAGUCCAGUUCCCACGAGGAAGGCUUUUUGCUUUUGACUCUGAGGGCAACUAUAUGUUGACAUGUUCUUCUACGGGGGGAGUAAUUUUUAAGUUAAAUGGUGAGGAAAAGGUUCUGGAGAGCUGCCUUUCCCUGGGUGGACACCGAGCUCCCGUUGUCACAGUGGAUUGGAGCACGGCCAUGGACUGCGGGACUUGCCUCACUGCCUCUAUGGAUGGGAAGAUCAAGUUAACAACCUUGCUGGCUCAAAAGUCUUAACCUGGACAUUGGUGAAGUGAAAGAGCAACAGAAGGUGUGACAAAAGCAGUGUUAACUCCACAGGAAGAAACUGCAUGGGAGAGAAGACAACCAUAGUCCCUCUUCUCACUGUAGCUUUUUCCUCUUGACAAACGUUAAACACAUUUGCCAAACCACUGUGCAACAGAAUGAUGUCGGUAUGGGAUGGGAUCAGUGGC